ACAAACAAAAACAUCUGAAGCAGCAGCUUCAAUGAAUCCUCUCUAGCUUUCCUUUCAUAUCCACUUCCCUUAUUCUUCUUAUAGCUUCAUAUUUUUCUACAUCUGAAGCCUUGGAAACCUUGUUUGUUUUCCUAUUUCAUAUUUUUUAAGCUUUAGCUAUGAUACUGGAUCUUAACUUGAGUGUUAUUUCCGAUGGUGGUGAUAAUUCAGUUAAGAUAAUGGAGAUGGAGGUGGCGGGAGAUAAUGGUCUUCUUGGGUUAGACGGUUACAAUAGUAAUAAUAAUUAUACUAAUUACAAAAUGGAUAGUUCUGGGAGCUUCGGUUCCUCCGUCGUCAACGCCGACACCUCAACCACCGGAGGCGACGAUGACUCCUCCUCCAACGCGGCUGCCUCUGAUACUUUGGAUUUCUCCUUCGGCAUCCUCAGAGCGGCCCAACAAGAACCAGAGAAUCACAACCGGGAAACCAUUUCGCUUUUCCCGGUCGACGUCGAGGGAGGUGACGGGAAGUCAACGGAACCGUCUCUGAAGAAAUGGUUGGAUCUCGGCGGUUCCCUAGAGUCUCCGGUGUACCACAUGGACGGAGAAGUAGGCGUGGGGCAGAGGAUCUUAGCUCAUCAGCAACAACAGCAGCAAGUUCAGCAAAGGCAACGAGUGAAGAAGAGUCGACGUGGUCCCCGUUCGAGAAGUUCUCAAUAUCGUGGCGUCACGUUUUAUCGUAGAACCGGACGUUGGGAAUCUCAUAUUUGGGAUUGUGGGAAACAAGUGUACUUGGGGGGAUUUGACACAGCACAUGCUGCAGCAAGAGCAUAUGAUCGAGCUGCAAUCAAGUUUCGAGGAACUGAUGCGGAUAUUAAUUUUAACGUUGGUGAUUAUGAUGAUGAUAUUAAGCAGAUGAGUACUUUUACGAAGGAAGAAUAUGUGCAUAUCCUUCGUAGGCAGAGCACUGGUUUUUCAAGAGGAAGUUCCAAGUACAGGGGAGUUACAUUGCACAAAUGCGGCCGAUGGGAAGCUAGAAUGGGGCAACUUCUUGGCAAGAAGUACAUAUAUCUGGGGCUAUUCGAUAGUGAGAUAGAAGCUGCAAGGGCUUAUGACAAGGCUGCUAUAAAAUGUAAUGGAAGAGAAGCGGUUACCAACUUCGAGCCAAGCACAUAUGAGGGGGAGCUAAUCCUGAAAUUCGAAAAUGGAGGAAUUGUUGAUCCUCUUGUUACAGGCCAGGAUCAAGUUCUUGACCUGAACUUGGGCAUUGCUCCCCCCUGUACAUCCGAUCCGCAAAACGAUAACGAAAAUUUUAGCAACUUCGCUUACCAGCAUGGCUAUGAUGGCCUGCCUGUUGCGAGUGGUGCAAGGUUUGAGAACUCUGUUCCGGUAACAAUGAGGGUUCAAUCUAGUCUUGGCCAAGCAUUGGCAUUCAAAAACGUCCCAAACCGGAAUGUCGCAGAUCCAACUUUCUUUCCAGUUUAUAGGGAAAGAGCAAUAGACAAGAGGAUAGAAGUAGAUUCCCCACCAUGGCAAAUCCAAGGCCCUACUCUUCCCUAGUGCAGCAUCAUCAGGAUUCUCAUCUUCCAUAAUAACUUCCCCAUCAGCUGCUACAGGCCAACUUCAAAUACCCAACUGAACACACGUCCACCACCAUUAUCCUAUGGUGAUCAUGAACCUGAACCCGAACAUCUCCCAUUUCUGCUGCAGAACUGAAAGGUAGAAUAUUGCCAUUGCCAUUGCCAUUGCCAUUGCCACCCUUAUCUCAUCUACCAAAGAAAGAGAGUUCCCGUAGGCAGAGUAAUGAAAAUAUAAUUCAGGGUGCAGCCGAGAUGCUGGUAUGUAAGAAGGCUAGGCUACUUGAUUAAUAUUUCUUGUAAAGCUCAUCAAACUAAUAGCUAAUGAAUGAUGAUGUGGUGGUUGAAAUGAGCAAAAGUUGGUCAAUCAAAUUGAGGCAUAAUUGGGAAGUGGGUGUUUUAUCGUUU
Molecule: messenger RNA, 1963 nt
Organism: Hibiscus syriacus
Lineage: Eukaryota; Viridiplantae; Streptophyta; Magnoliopsida; Malvales; Malvaceae
Product: APETALA2-like protein 3
Exons: 10
Coding region: 159-1538 (459 amino acids)
Biological process (GO): regulation of DNA-templated transcription
Molecular function (GO): DNA binding; DNA-binding transcription factor activity
Source: RefSeq, a predicted model, not a curated record